UACUGUACUAUGCUCCGCACGCCCUGCGAUAGGCGGCUCCUGAUGGCCGAGGCUGUCUGGGCGAUCUCGCAGAGGUCCAUGUUCUAAAGGGUGGAGAGUGGAGUCUUUGCUUCCCUUCGUGCUGCCCAUGGCGCCAGGACUACUUAAGUCUUUUCCCGCUCCCUCUACCCCUCCUCACCCUGAACCACCCUCUCUCCUCUCCGUCUUUGUUUCUUCUGAUACCCCCAGUUUGUUUCCAUAGCCAUUGCCAACAUGUCGGACGUUUCAGUCAAGCUCAAGACGCCCCAGACGGGCGAGUACGACCAGCCCACUGGCCUAUUCAUCAACAAUGAGUUCGUAAAGUCCGUCGACGGCAAGACGUUCGAGGUCAUCAACCCGUCCACGGAAGAGGUCAUCUGCUCCGUCGCAGAGGCCACGGAAAAGGACGUCGACAUCGCCGUCUCUGCCGCACGCAAAGCUUUCGACGGCCCCUGGAGGAAAGAGACACCAGAGAACCGUGGAAAGCUCCUCGUCAAGCUGGCCGAGCUCUUCGAGAAGAAUGCCGACCUCCUCGCCGCUGUCGAGGCGCUCGACAACGGCAAGGCCUUCAACAUGGCCAAGAACGUCGAUGUCCCCGGCUGCGCUGGUUGCCUGAGGUACUACGGUGGUUGGGCCGACAAGAUUGAGGGCAAGAUCGUCGACACGGCACCCGAUACCUUCAACUACAUCAGGAAGGAGCCAAUUGGUGUUUGCGGUCAGAUCAUUCCCUGGAACUUCCCUCUGCUCAUGUUUUCAUGGAAGAUUGGCCCUGCCAUUGCCACCGGUAACACGGUCGUCAUCAAGACUGCUGAGCAGACCCCUCUCUCCGCAUACAUUGUGUGCAAUCUCAUCAAGGAGGCCGGCUUCCCACCAGGUGUUAUCAACGUCAUCUCCGGAUUUGGCAAGAUUGCUGGUGCCGCCAUGUCAUCGCACAUGGGCAUCGACAAGAUUGCCUUCACUGGUUCAACCGUUGUCGGCCGCCAAAUCAUGAAGGCUGCCGCUGGCUCCAACUUGAAGAAGGUAACUCUCGAGCUUGGAGGCAAGAGCCCCAACAUUGUCUUCGCCGACGCCGAUCUCGAGGAGGCCAUCGACUGGGUCAACUUUGGUAUCUACUUCAACCACGGACAGUGCUGCUGUGCCGGUUCGCGCAUUUACGUCGAGGAACCCAUUUAUGACAAGUUCCUCGCACGAUUCAGGGAACGUGCUGCCGCGAACAACGUCGGUGACCCAUUCGCCCAGGAGACGUUCCAGGGUCCCCAGGUAUCACAACUCCAGUUUGACCGUAUCAUGCACUACAUCGAGGAGGGCAAGAAGGACGGUGCCACCGUCGAGACCGGCGGCAAUCGCAAGGGCACCAAGGGCUACUUCAUUGAGCCAACCAUCUUCUCCAACGUCACCGAGGAUAUGAAGAUCCAGCAAGAAGAGAUCUUCGGCCCCGUGUGCACAAUCUCCAAAUUCAAGACCAAGGCCGACGUCAUCAAGAUUGCCAACAACAGCUCAUACGGUCUCGCCGCUGCUGUCCACACCACCAACCUCACCACCGCCAUCGAGGUUGCCAAUGCGCUCCGCGCUGGUACCGUCUGGGUCAACACCUACAACACUAUCCAUUGGCAAUUGCCCUUCGGGGGGUAUAGAGAGUCUGGCGUUGGCCGCGAAUUGGGCGAGGCAGCGUUGGACAACUACCUCCAGAUCAAGACAGUAUCGAUUCGUCUUGGUGAUAUUCUCUUUGGUUAGAACUGAAAUAUGCACUACGGAACUGUAUAUUACUCUAUUUUUAUUAAAAUAACCUAUUAGUAGGCUAAAUAUAGUACAAAGCUAGAAAACUAAAUUAAGAGUAGGUAUCUAAGUGACAC
Molecule: messenger RNA, 1871 nt
Organism: Cucurbitaria berberidis CBS 394.84
Lineage: Eukaryota; Fungi; Ascomycota; Dothideomycetes; Pleosporales; Cucurbitariaceae
Product: aldehyde dehydrogenase
Exons: 4
Coding region: 253-1752 (499 amino acids)
Molecular function (GO): aldehyde dehydrogenase (NAD+) activity
Source: RefSeq, a predicted model, not a curated record